Molecule: messenger RNA, 435 nt
Organism: Triticum turgidum subsp. durum (durum wheat)
Lineage: Eukaryota; Viridiplantae; Streptophyta; Magnoliopsida; Poales; Poaceae
Source: the annotation of a GenBank genome assembly
AUGCGGAAAUACCAACGAGUCCUAGGAUCGGUGGCCGCCCCUGCCCUGCUCUUGCUCCUGCUCCUCACCCUCGUCCUACCGUUUAUUCAGACCCAGAUGCAGAGCGCACGAGAGAAGGCUGCCGACGAGCGGCGGUUGGACGGAGGCAUCGUGGACUCGCCGGGGGCAGAGAACGACCUCCGCAUCAUCGGCCUCGCCCGCUUCGCCGUCUCCGAGCACAAGAACAAGACCUUGCAGAACGCUCUGCUGGAGUUUGAGCAAGUGGUGAGGCUGAAGCAGCAAGUUGUUGCAGGCAUGAUGUAUUAUAUUGCAAUUCAGGUCAAUGAGGGCGGGGCAAAGAAGAUGUAUGAAGCCAAGGUGUGGGAGCGGCCAUGGAUGGAUUUCAAGAAGCUCAUGGAGUUCAGGCCGGCAGAGCGCGCCUCUGCGAGCGCUUAA